AUGGGUGAUUUAGCGAGGGUUGUCAAAGGCUCUCUUCAUGGAGAGCUCGGUCAGGUGAUAUCCACUGACCAUACUUCUGGGACCGUCAUGUUGGAAUCCGCCUUCGAUGGAUGUCUCAAAGAGAUAGACAUUUGUCUUCAGGACACAGAACAUGUCUUUCAAGUCGGUGAUACUGUGAAAGUUGUAGCUGGUUCAUACUUGGGUUUGCAAGGGCACAUUGUGCAAAUGUGCAAGGACACAUUUGUUGUCUGUCAAUAUGCUAUGAACCAUCAGGUGGAAGUAUCAAAAUACUACUUGGAUCAGCGUCUGUUGGAUCACAUAGUACAAUCACAGCCUCAAACACAGCAACAUUUCGAACCCCCCCAGUCAGACUCUAUUGAAAUAGGUGAUUUCAUAGAAGUCCUGGUAGGAGAGCAUAUAGGCAAAUGUGGCAUCAUUGACUGGUUUUCUAAGGGAGACACCAAACUCUGUGGCAGAUUGUCGAGAACCUCAGUUCCCAUAGCAGCAGUUCAGCGAACGAAACUCACCCAGACACUCAAAUUCACAAAGGAAAAGGGAUAUGAUGUCAAACCUGGAGACAUCGUGACUGUCGCCCAUGGCCCAGAGUAUGAGGCGAAAGGGGUCAUUCAAAGUGUAGACUUCCCAAACGCUCAUUUGACCUUACUAUGUGACGGUGAUCACACACUGAUCAAUGUUCCAAUUGGAUUUGUUGUGAAAGAAAUCGGACAAGAAGUUUUCAUUGUUGGAGGUGGCCAAAAGGGCUACUGGGUGACGCUCUACGGUCUUGGCCCUGACUUGUGCACCAUUGCUCUGCAUGGGCAGAAGCACAUCACACUAAAAAACUGCAACAUUGUCAUGAGGUUCACGGCUUCCAGGUAUGGCAAGAGGUUAAACGGGGCGAUGCUCGAAGGCUUGGAGUUGAUUUCCUUCUGCGACUUGCGGAAACGAUUGUACUUGGCGCCUCCACCCCAACUCCAAAGUAUCACUCCACCUAUCGAAAAAGUUCCUUCCAGCUCGUUGGCUUCCAUCACAGACUCCGUUCCCUCAUCAUCCAGCAUGUGGUCCACCUGGUCUGCAAGCACGGAAGGUGCUGAUGUAGCGCACGGCUCUUCGUCGAGCGUCAAUCCCAACUCUGAGUCAUCGACAUCCGACCCUCAGACUGUCAGCGAGUUAGACGUCCAAGACAGCCCACUAGCUUGGUUGAUGACCAGGGAGUUCUCUUCGACAUUCUUCAAAUAUCACAUGAUGUUGAAGGUUUCACCAAUCUUUGAUGUAUCAUUGUCUAGGCGAUUCGUAUCCAUGCCUUGUCCCGACCCUUUCUGCGGCAAGAAUGGACCCACACCAGAAGGAUGCAUUGCGGCAUACUGCACAUCCAACAAUGCAGGUGCCAUACUCAAACAUUAUCAUAUCCCAGCCAUUCACCUGAGUCCUGCCCCUCCGUGUAAGAAAAAUCAAGAGUGCCUUAUUCUGGACGGACCUCAUCGUGGGCUCAUCCAAAGUGUGGCGAAGUGCAGCAUCAAGCACAGUUCUGCGGAGUUUAAGAUUAUGCCUACUGUCACUGUAAUUCUACAUUUCGAUCAGAUAUGUCUGGUAGAACUGAUGUCAUAG
Messenger RNA from Suillus plorans, 1608 nucleotides. RefSeq lists its product as uncharacterized. The transcript is spliced from 7 exons. The record is from RefSeq and is a predicted model, not a curated record. The coding region runs from base 1 to 1608 and encodes 535 amino acids. Lineage: Eukaryota; Fungi; Basidiomycota; Agaricomycetes; Boletales; Suillaceae.